Erpetoichthys calabaricus (reedfish) is the source of this 2589-nucleotide messenger RNA. Its product is annotated as placenta-specific protein 9-like. The coding region runs from base 206 to 496 and encodes 96 amino acids. Lineage: Eukaryota; Metazoa; Chordata; Cladistia; Polypteriformes; Polypteridae. The record is from RefSeq and is a predicted model, not a curated record. The transcript has 4 exons.
CCUUUGUUCUUACUUUAAUGUUUUUCGAAGGAAAGCGAGAGAGGCCGAGGGGGAAGCGACCGCUCGUGGUUUGGCUCAGCUCGCUACAAUUUCCUCUUGCACUCCAAAGCUGCACUUAGCGGAGUAGCUCGCUGCGCGCGCACUCGAACGGACGCGCUUGCCGCAACUUCAACCACCCUGAUUCUGCGCCUCACUCGGAGGGGAUAUGAGAGGCGUCGUAUCAUUUCUCGGGAUUCUUUUGCUGCUCGCCAGCCAGGCGGAAGCAGGUCCUGAUCCUGGUGUGGUACCCAGAGCAGUUAGGGAAAAUGUCUGCCAGAAGCACAAUACCCUCCACCACAGACUAGACGUCAUUGAGAAGCGUGUUGAGGAUGCAGUGGGUAAGCUUGAAAGUGAAGUGUCCAUUCUUCUUGAUGCAAUUGAAGCUCCAGAAUGGAGUCCCUUGCUGACAACUGGAGGACCAGCUAUAGACAUUUAUGACAACAUGGAUUCUGCCUAAGGAAGAAUGGGAAGGAAAUUCUUGAGAAGACAUAUCAUAAAUUCCUUGCUCCCAGACAAAGUAUACAUUGGAGACAGCUUGCUGGUGCCACUGAAAACACCCGUUCUUUUUGCAGACAUGCAUGCAUACUUACUGUGCUAAUGAGUAUCCUGCUGUGUUGCCUCUGUUGCCUUCCUCUGUAAUAGUUUCCAGAAUCUUUUUGUAACUCAAUAUCAUUAAUACUAUAGCCAGAAGAAAAUGAACUAAAUAUAUUUUCAGUAUUUUGCCAGUCAAGCUUAUAGUGGUUCAGGUUCCACUAGUUAAUGUCAGCCUUAAAAUAACUGUAUUAGAUGUAAUUCUGAUUUUUGUUUAGUAUACUAAUGCAAAAUAUUUGCCUCAAGGAGUUGUGAAACAUUUUCCAUUCCCAUUUCAAUGGUAAUGUCUAAAGCAGAAAAGCUGUUGCCAAUGCCUGAAGCCAGUGUGUAAAAAACAAUCAGUAUAUGUUUCAAGGAAUGAUGUUUCAAAUGAUGAUGAUGUAAUGAAACAUACUGUAUAUACCAAAUAAUUGAGCACUUAGAUCCACUUCAGUUAGGAUCUAAAGGGUCUUUAUGGUUGUCAGCAAAGUGUUAUUGGUAUGAAAUAAGUUACAAAGUUAAUCUGGCUAGUGUUUAACACAUAGCCUGAAUCACCCUAUUCAUUAUUCAUACUUAUAUUUUAUCAAUAGGGUUUAAAAGGACAAUGUGUACAGAUUGGUCACUGACCCAGAGCAGGAUGUAAGUCUGUAUCAAACUUCAGUUAAUUAUAUUAAGGUAGCUUACUUUACAAUGAAAUUUUAUGAGGGUUUAUCCAGUAACACAGUCCAAUAAUCCCAAUAUUCAAUAAUGACAAAACUUAGUAUAGAAACCACACAUUAAAAAAGAAAAUUUCAUUCAAAACAUCUAUUAGAAGAAACCAGGGACAGAAAACUGUUACUCCAUAUGACAUGUUAAAAUGACAAAAAAGCACAAGUUAAUGGUGUGACUUAACAUUUUACAGUGCAUUAGUGCCUGUCAUUAUUUACUCAGUAUUUUCUUUCAUAAUGUAUCCAAAAUUUUUUACAUGUAUUGCGUCAAUGGAAUAGUGACAUAUAAUUAUUAAGUAACUACUUGAAUAACUACAUUGUUGUUAGUCUUUAUAAACUUACUGUAUAUUUGGGAUAACAAUAGGCACCUCCAUGUGCCAACAUGACAUGGACAUAAAUGUACCAGAUGAGUAGAAUAUAAAAACAACGGCUUUUCUUUAUUAAAAUAUUAUGCUGAUGUUUAUUCUUUAUUCAAAUAGUAAACUGAUGUCCACACAUGACAAAGCAUGCAAAACAACUUAAAAAAAUCCUCUCUAAAAGUGAAGUUAUAUUCUUUCAUGACACCAUGCCACCCACUCACCACUCACUUGCCCCCUUUUUUUAGUUGCUUCAUUGGUGCUACCAUCUAAUCUAAAUUUAGUCAUUUUUGAAGGGUACGACCUUUUAAACAACCUUUAAAGUUCACUUUGCAUCAGUACCUGAGUCUCAUCCAAGAUCGGUACUAGUCCAUGAAUUACUAAUGUCACUAGGUCAAUGUACCCACCAUUGUACCCUGAUGAUGUUGCCCCUGAUCCUCAAACGCAUAUAAUGGGGCAAGCACCUAAGGCUACUUCUCAGCUUCCUUGUUUUUCCAGCAACCAACAGGAUCUGUUUCUGCUCCUGAGGCUCCUUGAAGCCUAAACAUGGGGCUUUUUCUUGUUAUUCUGUUCAGUUGAGGUUUGAAUUAUACACAGAUUGCUCUCACUCAUAAACGUAGGGUCAUUACUUCUAUAUCUCAAUUGUUUUUUUUCUUUCACUGUUAACUGUUGCAGAACAGAAAACUAUUAAAGAUUGCAUAACAUAAUAUUCUCAGUCCCACUUAAUCCAGUUUAGGGUUAUGGGGAGCUAGAGUCCAUCCUGGCAGCACUGGGUGCAAAUCAGGAAACAACUCUGGUCAUUUCUGGGUUCUACAGAACAAAAUUGUUAUGGAUACCUGAAACAUGUCAAAUAACCUUCAAAGUCAAAUAAAUCACAAACUAGGAGUGAAUAAAAAUCAAUUUUAUACAAUAAAAAA